Trichomycterus rosablanca is the source of this 1854-nucleotide messenger RNA. It is a transcript of the gene kcnc2, whose product is annotated as potassium voltage-gated channel, Shaw-related subfamily, member 2. Gene Ontology annotation, biological process: protein homooligomerization; potassium ion transmembrane transport. Gene Ontology annotation, molecular function: delayed rectifier potassium channel activity; protein binding. The annotation marks the transcript as partial. Gene Ontology annotation, cellular component: neuronal cell body membrane; dendrite membrane; postsynaptic membrane. The transcript has 7 exons. NCBI's taxonomy places the organism in Eukaryota, Metazoa, Chordata, Actinopteri, Siluriformes, Trichomycteridae. The record is from RefSeq and is a predicted model, not a curated record.
GCCAUUAAUGACGACCGCGAGCGCAUCAUCCUGAACGUCGGCGGCACGCGGCACGAGACCUACCGGACCACGCUGCGCACGCUGCCCGGCACGCGCCUGGCGCUGCUCGUGUCGUCGUCCGUGUCGUCGUGCUCGUGCUCGCUCACCGGCUCCGGUUCGGACGAGGUGGAGUCGGUGGUUCUGCUGGACCCGCGCCAUCGCUACCGACCCCACCGGGACCACCGGCGUCACGAGCGGGACGCGCAACAGGCGCGCGCCGCCGGCAACGAGUUCUUCUUCGACCGGCACCCGGGCGUGUUCGCGUCCGUGCUGAACUACUACCGGACCGGGAAGCUGCACUGCCCGGCGGACGUGUGCGGCCCGCUGUUCGAGGAGGAGCUCGCCUUCUGGGGCAUCGACGAGACCGACGUGGAGCCCUGCUGCUGGAUGAGCUACCGGCAGCACCGCGACGCCGAGGAGGCGCUCGACGUCUUCGACCUCAACGUGGUGGGUUCGGACGGCGGGGUGCACCGCGACAAGGACCAGGACGAGCACGAGGACGAGGAGGAGGAGGAGGAGGACGAGGUCGGAACAGCCAAGAGGCAGCGAUGGAGAAAGUGGAGACCCAUCAUCUGGAACCUGUUCGAGGACCCGUAUUCAUCACCAGCGGCCAGGUUUGUAGCAUUAGCCUCCUUGUUCUUCAUCAUGGUCUCCAUCACCACCUUCUGCCUGGAGACUCACGAGGCCUUCAACACCGUCAUCAACAAAACCGAGACGUCACGUAGCGACGGCGCUCCGGACCCGGGGCCCCAGUACGAGAUGGAGACGGACCCCGCGCUCACCUACGUGGAGGGCGUGUGCGUCCUCUGGUUCACCUUCGAGUUCCUGGUCCGAGUCACGUUCAGCCCGGACAAGCUGGAGUUCAUCAAGAGCGUCCUGAACAUCAUCGACUUCGUGGCCAUCCUGCCCUUCUACCUGGAGGUGGGGCUGAGCGCCAUGUCGUCCAAGGCUGCCAAGGACGUGCUGGGUUUCCUGCGGGUGGUCCGCUUCGUCCGCAUCCUGCGCAUCUUCAAGCUCACGCGCCACUUCGUGGGUUUGAGGGUGCUGGGCCACACCCUACGCGCCAGCGUGAACGAGUUCUUCCUCCUCAUCAUCUUCCUGGCGCUGGGCGUGCUGAUCUUCGCCACCAUGAUCUACUACGCCGAGCGGAUCGGCGCCAACCCCAACGACCCCACGGCCAGCGACCACACCAUGUUCAAGAACAUCCCCAUCGGCUUCUGGUGGGCCGUGGUUACCAUGACGACCCUGGGAUACGGAGACAUGUGCCCUCAGACGUGGUCGGGCAUGCUGGUGGGGGCGCUGUGUGCGCUGGCGGGGGUGCUGACCAUCGCCAUGCCCGUUCCCGUCAUCGUGAAUAACUUUGGCAUGUACUACUCGCUCGCCAUGGCCAAGCAGAAGCUCCCCAAGAAGAGGAAGAAGCACAUUCCACAGGGGGCCCCGAGGGCCACGCCCUCCUUCUGCAGAACUAACCUGAGCUUAGCGUGUAACAGUGACCCCGACGAUCUGCGUUUGGGACAGAACCGAGCGCCGCAGCGCCACCUGUCAGACCUCAGCACAGGAAGUGACAUCACAACCUCCCCCGACGAGCGACUGUCCACGCGGGAUCGACACAUCGGAGCUGCCUGCUUCCUAUUGGCUCCCAGUAAUUACACCUGCACCGCUGACUCCGCCCUCCACAGACCAGCUGCUGCUAAACCUCUGGCUGAAAUACAGCUCAUAUCGACUAAAGCUGGAGAGGGCGGAGCCACGACCGACUCGGAUGGAUUCGACGAUUUGGAUUGGACGGUCGCCUUGUACACCUUUAACCCCUACUAA